Molecule: messenger RNA, 7243 nt
Organism: Hipposideros armiger (great roundleaf bat)
Lineage: Eukaryota; Metazoa; Chordata; Mammalia; Chiroptera; Hipposideridae
Gene: ZSWIM5
Product: zinc finger SWIM-type containing 5
Exons: 14
Coding region: 1081-4539 (1152 amino acids)
Cellular component (GO): Cul2-RING ubiquitin ligase complex
Molecular function (GO): zinc ion binding
Source: RefSeq, a predicted model, not a curated record
UAUAAAGAUACUAGUCCCCAAAUUAAUCUAUAAAUUCAAUGUAAUUCCAAGAAAAAUCUCUGCAGGGCAGAGGGUAAAUUAUAGUGAAGAAAAUAGACAUACAUGAUCCUCGCUCUCAUGGAGUUUACAGUCAGCUGGGCACAAAUACAACUUGUUAUAAAUAACACGAAGGUGUAGAAGACUGAGCCAAGUGAGAAAAACACGAAAGAUCUAAUUUAGACUAGGGGCAGGGGAUCAGUGAAUUCUACCCCAAACCACACAAAGUGUUUUGUUUCCUAGGAUGCAAGCUGCUAAACCCUCCAGAACUCUAGGAGGGCGCAGCCACCUUGGAGGUGAGAUCUUGGCCUCCCACUUGUCCAGUCAGGGGUUGGUGCGACUUUGCUGGGCUCUGGAGGGGACCGCCGACUGCAUUCUACAUCGUUGUGGCGUGAGAACAGUUUUCAUCACUUGAGCAUUCCGAUAUUUUUCCUAGUGUCUUCUUAGCAUCUUUCUGGCAGAUCCUCUGCUUGCUGUGCCGGUCUCCUGUCCCGUCAAUGAACCCACAGGAGCCUGAUUUUGAGUUUUCUCUCUCCUUGUGCCCCACAAGCCUAGAACUUCACGGAGGUGGAUCCAAGGAUGGCUCGCGGCCCGGCUGUUUCACUUGGCCACACAUUCCACCCCUCUCUGGCCGGGCGGCAGGUGGGUUGGAGGUGUGCGGGCUGGCAAGGGUGCCCGGCGCUCCUCGCCCCUAGGUGGCCAUCGGCCGCGAGCGAGCGCUCAGCGCGCGUCCUGGGCUGUCUGCGCCUGGCGCGCGCCACCGGCCCGCGCUCGCCCCCGUCUCUUCUCGCGCUCCCGGAGGUCCGGACAGCGCGCGCCGCCUCACCGUAGUCCUUAGGCCGCCCCCGUCGGCCUUCGCGGCGCGCGCACCAGACCGGCCCAGCCACCCCACUCGGGCUGGCUGGCUGGCGAGUUUCCUCGCCCCGCCCCCCGGCGCCACAGCUGGGCGCUUGCGCGGGGCGCGUGGCCGUGGCCGGGUUCGCCGCCGCAGCGGGUGCCGCCGCGGCCGCCGCCGCCUCCGCCUCAGUCAGUCAGUCCCCAGCAAUGGCGGAAGGAGGUGAGCGAGAGGAGCUGCUCUCGCCGCCGCCAGUCUCUCCGGCCAAGCGCCUGUGCUCGUGGCCCAGCCCGCGGGCUCACCACCCUCGCGGUUCGCCCGGGGCGGCCAGCGGUGGGGUGGGGGGCGUCGGCGGCAGCUGCCUGCCUCCCGGGGCCCGCCCUCACCUGCAGCCCGAGUCCUUGCUGGACUGCGCCGCCAAGACAGUGGCGGAAAAGUGGGCGUACGAGCGGGUGGAGGACCGCUUCGAGCGGAUCCCGGAGCCCGUGCAGCGCCGCAUCGUUUACUGGUCCUUCCCGCGGAAUGAGCGGGAGAUCUGCAUGUACUCCAGCUUCCAGUACCGGGGCGGCCCCAGCGCCGGCGCGGCUGGCAGCGCCGCGGGGGCUUCGCCGGCCGAGGAGGGGCCGCCGCCACCCCCCGGGGCCGCCGCUCCGGCCGGCUCCGCCCCCGGGGCUGCCGCGGCGGGGGCGUCCCCCGGGCUGGGCGCAGGGGCCGGAGCAGCUGGCGAGGGGCUGCCGUUCCGCCGGGGCAUCCGUCUGCUGGACAGCGGCUCUGUGGAGAACGUGCUGCAAGUGGGCUUCCAUCUCAGCGGCACAGUCACUGAGCCAGCCACUACUUCUGAACCAGCAAUGACUUACAAAGUUGCGAUCAGUUUUGAUCGAUGCAAAAUCACUUCAGUGACAUGUGGCUGUGGGAACAAGGACAUAUUCUACUGUGCUCAUGUGGUAGCACUCUCACUCUACAGGAUCCGUAAACCAGACAAAGUCAAAUUGCGUCUUCCUAUCUCAGAAACCCUUUUCCAGAUGAAUAGAGACCAGCUACAGAAGUUUAUUCAAUAUUUAAUCACAGCACACCACACUGAAGUUCUUCCUACUGCACAGAAACUGGCAGAUGAGAUUCUUUCCUCCAACUCAGAAAUCAACCAAGUGAACGGUGCUCCUGACCCCACAGCUGGGGCCAGCAUUGAUGAUGAGAACUGUUGGCAUUUGGAUGAAGAACAGGUGAAAGAACAAGUGAAGCUCUUUCUCUCCCAGGGUGGUUACUACGGAUCUGGAAAGCAACUCAAUUCAAUGUUUGCCAAGGUUCGAGAGAUGCUGCGGAUGAGAGAUUCCAAUGGAGCCAGGAUGCUGACGCUAAUAACUGAGCAGUUUAUGGCAGAUCCACGACUUACACUCUGGAGGCAACAAGGAACAAGCAUGACAGAUAAAUGCAGGCAGCUCUGGGAUGAGCUAGGUAAGUCCCCUUAUCUCAGAGAAAUGCUAUGUCAGUCCAACCAGCUUGCUCCCUGGCAACAGUUGUCUUAUUCUCCAGUACAGGACCUUGAACAUGGAAAUGAGCUGCCCAACAUCACCAACGCACUUCCUCAGAGUACCAAUCACAGCCCAGACUCCUUAUCCAGACCAAGACGAACAGUGUUUACUAGAGCCAUCGAGGGCCGUGAAUUGCAUUGGCAAGACAGCCACCUACAGCGAAUAAUUAGCAGCGAUAUAUAUAUAGCUCCUGCCUGUCAGCAGGAAAGUGAGAGACUACUCUUUAAUACCCAAGGCCAGCCACUGUGGCUUGAGCAUGUGCCUACAGCCUGUGCUCGGGUUGAUGCCCUACGUUCCCAUGGUUAUCCAAAAGAGGCCCUUAGACUCACGGUGGCCAUUAUCAAUACUCUGAGGUUGCAGCAGCAACGACAGCUGGAAAUCUACAAGCAUCAGAAGAAAGAACUGUUGCAGAGAGGAACCACAACCAUCACAAACCUGGAAGGCUGGGUGGGCCACCCCCUGGAUCCCAUUGGCUGCCUGUUUCUUGCUUUGACUGAGGCCUGCCGCCUGAGUGAUGACAGCUAUCUGGAAGUGUCAGAUAUGAAUGAAAGCAGACCCCCUGUGUACCAGCAUGUACCCGUGGCUGCAGGCUGCCCAAACAACAGUGAGUCCUACCUGUCAUUGGCCCUGGAAGUUGCUCUUAUGGGGAUGGGUCAACAGAGGGUGAUGCCUGAAGGUCUCUAUGCACAGGACAAGGUGUGUCGUAAUGAGGAGCAGCUCCUGAGUCAACUCCAGGAGCUGCAGCUGGACGAUGAACUAGUGCAAACACUGCAGAAACAGUGCAUCUUAUUACUGGAAGGAGGCCCCUUCAGUGGUCUGGGAGAAGUCAUUCACCGAGAGAGUGUUCCCAUGCAUACCUUUGCCAAGUAUUUGUUCUCAGCUCUACUGCCACAUGAUCCAGACCUGUCCUAUAAAUUAGCCUUACGUGCCAUGAGGUGGCCAGUUCAAUCAGUACCUGUUGUGAUUGGUGGACCGUUCAGGGAAGCUUUAAAGAAGACCCUGUCCCUGCCCCUUCUCUCGGCACCUAUAGGGAACACUGUGAGGCUCCGAACAAUCCUGGAAGCAAUACAGAAGCACAUCCAUUCUUCCUCCCUCAUCUUCAAACUGGCCCAAGAUGCGUUCAAGAUUGCUACUCCCACGGACAGUAGUACUGACAGCACCCUGCUCAACGUGGCCCUCGAGCUGGGGUUACAGGUGAUGAGGAUGACCUUAUCAACCCUUAACUGGAGGCGCCGGGAGAUGGUGCGGUGGUUGGUGACAUGUGCUACAGAAGUGGGUGUGCGGGCCUUGGUGAGCAUCUUGCAAAGCUGGUACACCCUCUUCACCCCCACCGAGGCUACAAGCAUUGUGGCUGCCACAGCCGUAUCCCACACCACUAUCCUGCGCCUCAGUCUUGACUAUCCACAGCGGGAGGAGCUGGCUAGCUGUGCUCGCACGCUGGCCCUGCAGUGUGCUAUGAAAGAUCCACAGAGCUGUGCCCUAUCAGCCCUUACACUCUGUGAGAAAGACCACAUUGCCUUUGAGGCAGCCUACCAGAUCGCCAUUGAUGCCGCCGCUGGUGGCAUGACACAUUCACAGCUGUUCACCAUCGCUCGCUACAUGGAGCUCCGUGGCUACCCGCUACGUGCCUUCAAGCUGGCCUCACUGGCCAUGAGCCAUCUCAACCUGGCAUACAACCAGGACACCCACCCGGCCAUCAAUGAUGUGCUCUGGGCGUGUGCCCUCAGCCACUCUCUGGGCAAGAAUGAGCUGGCAGCCCUCAUUCCCCUGGUGGUGAAGAGCGUGCAUUGUGCCACAGUGCUUUCCGACAUCCUGCGGCGCUGCACAGUCACUGCCCCUGGCCUGGCUGGCAUCCCAGGCCGCCGCAGCUCUGGAAAGCUCAUGUCCACUGACAAAGCUCCACUGCGCCAGCUGUUGGACGCCACCAUCAAUGCCUACAUCAACACCACACACUCACGCCUGACACACAUCAGCCCUCGCCACUACGGAGAGUUCAUUGAGUUUCUGAGCAAGGCUCGAGAGACCUUCCUGCUGCCCCAGGAUGGCCACCUGCAGUUUGCCCAGUUCAUUGACAACCUCAAACAAAUCUACAAAGGCAAGAAGAAGCUGAUGCUGCUGGUGCGAGAGCGCUUUGGCUGAGAAAGCAGACAGCUCAUUGCUAGGGGAGCCUGGGCUCCCAGGUACCAUCAGGUCAGGCCAAGGACACUGAAAUAUUUGUCCACCCUGAGAGGACUCUAAGCACCUGUGGCUGACGCCAAAGGACCACAGGGCUAAGCGUGGGUAGAGUCCAACUCUAGCCAAUAUGCCUGCCUUGGCAAGGUUCUCACUAUAGCCCACUGUUCCUGGAGGAGCUGGGCCCUGCAGAUCGAUCAGAAUCCCUACAACAUGCCACCUCACGCCCCUAUAUCCUGCGUGUCCUGGGCAUAGGCCCUCUCUCUCGGCAAACACAAAACACUGUUCCGUCUCAGGGAUUGCAUAACCAGAGAAACAGAAGCAUUUAUGGUACUGUAAAUAUAUGUGUUGCCAAUUACAUUGUAAAGUUGUAACUAUUUAUAAUUCUGGUUCUAAUUUGAUGGGUACUUGAAAUAGCUGUGGGUGGGAAGAUAGGCUUGUUUUCUGAGGAGACUUACAACCGUUUCUCAGGUUUCCCUUACACAGUAUAAGCUGUUGGCAGCAGAAGAGUAGGGGUGGCAGGGAGAAGAAUGGCCAGUUAGAAUAAAUCCCAAGUCUAGUCUAUGCAGAAACCCCAGCCUACAGACGGGCAUCUUUAGCCCAGAGGUGGAUGAGGGCAGAGCCAGGACUGGACUUAAGACUUUUGCCGCACAAAGCCAUGAGGACACUGGAGCUCUGCUCAUGCCUCACAGCCUCUCGAGGAGCCUGCUGAGCUCCUGAGAAACAAGUGCAGGGAGAAAGUAAAGUUCUGGGAGGCCACUGAGCUCAUAAUAUUCAUCUGUCUGGUCACCUUUGUGUUAGUGACUGGUUUCAUCUCUAAUUAUGUAUGUGCGUGUGUAUCUAUCUGUAUGGCUAAGUACGUGUCUGUAUGCAUAAAUAUAUCUGUGCAUGCCAGUAUGUGUGCAUAUAUUUGUGUAUCUGUCUGUGUGAAUACAUGUCUGUGUGCUGGACUGCGUUUCUGUGCAAGGGUAUACACAUUUGUGAACACAUAAGCAUACAUAUCUAUAUGUGUUCAUGUUUGUUGUAUCUGGGCACAUGAGUGCAUGUGUAGAAACAGGUUUUUGUCUGUGUGUAUGCCUGCUCUCCAUUGAUCUGGCUAUAUGUGUAACUGUAUUUCAACAUGUAGGUAUGUCUGUGAAUUCAUGUUUGAGGAUCUGCAUGAAUGUGUCCCUUCUCUUUUUUGCCCCAUCUCUCUUCCCCAUUCCUGAGUCUCUCACCAGCUAAACAUAUUCCCCAUCUCUGUGCCUCCUUUAUUCAUCAUUCUCUCUCACCUAACAAGUUUGUAAGCACUCGUCUCCCUCUACCUUGAGUGGCUCCUUCAACCCGUUUUCUUCUCACCCUGAACUUGCUUUCUUCCCCUGCCUCUCUACCUCAAGCUUCCUCUGCCUGCUUGUCACAGUCCCAUUGGUUGCUGAUUUGGAGGCUAGGGCUGGGAUGCACUUGGCCUUUCCCUUUCUAACUAGUUUCUAGCCCUAGUGGGCAAUCCGUCUUAGCCCUGGCUGACCUCCACAGUAUAUGAUGUUCCUGCUAUCUUCCUGACCCUAUGCUCAGCCUGGAAUUAUCAUAGGAGGUAGCAAGGGCAUUCAGAAGUCAUUUGGAUGCCAGUGUCUUGGUGUUUACUGUUUCAUGUUUUAGUUCCCAAGUAGCGGGUGGGUGUGAUAGGGAAAGGGUGGUAUAGCUAGAGUGCGAAAGAAAGACCGCUCUGCUCUAUUUUCCUUUCUUUGAUGGGCUGUUUGUGUCACUUUUUUUUCUCUCUCCACAUUAACCAGUAAGUUGUAUUUGCUGUUUGUAGCUACUGAAGUCUUACUGUUCAGCCAUGGGCCCUUACAACCUCUUAGCCCAAUAGGUUGGUUAAAAAAAAAAAAAAAAAGCCACUCCCAUUUCUGUAUCACGAUUGCCAUUUUUUAGCAAGUGAAUUCACAGUGCUUUUCUAUAAAUAAAUCAUGGAUCACAAAAAAAGAUCAUUUUUCUAAAUUCAGAAAUUGUGUUCUCUCAAUAAAUGGGGCCUUUCUCUAUCCACCAUUGCCCUGGCGGGGGACAGGGAGCUGGUUAGGUCUGUAGUACAAUGGAUUUCUCGUGGUCUAAGAUGUGGAAUGACAAAUGAAGAAUUUCCUGCUAUACCAGCCCCGUUUCCAGAGCUCACAGGCAGCUCAGAGCCUUGUUCCAGGAAGUAGGUACCAUGAUUAUGGGCAGAAACACCAAAAUCCUAAGAAAAUUAGAGGACAUGCUCAGAAAAGAAGGCAGAGCAACCUUGAGCAAGGCACCACAGGCCUUCUGGCUUCAGAGGCCUUCUUGCCUCAAUGAUGCAAGUCUAAGGUUCUAAUUCUUAGCAACCUAGCUCUGAGUCUUUAUGUCUUUUUGAAUCAAAGCUGAAGGCCUCUCAGCUUCUCCCUGCUUAUCUAGACUCCAUCUUCCUUGACAAUCCUCUAUGAAAUAUUCUAGCCAUUUCUGUGCCCCUCUCUGAUCUAUUCUCCUCUCCCCAGACACAAUGCCCUCUUGAUUUGGCUUCAUAAGCUGUGGGGACCCAAUUUCUCUGCAAAUGUCACAGCUCCAGCUGUUAAGAAGCUCUAUCCAAGCCCAUGUAGCUCUGGGGCUUGGAGAUGUAAGGGAAAGGUGGUGGUGAGGGCCGUGACAUUAAGUCCUACAGUAUGUAUUACGAUCUAAGUUCCCA